GCUUCUGUUUUGAAAAGGAAGCACAGAUAACGGACCAGACCCCAAAACCAGAACCUACUCCAUCCUUCGUAUUCAAUGCUCAUUACGAAUCUGCGGCCCGGAGAUUCCAAUUUCAACCUCAGAUUUGAUCACAACCGGCUAACAUAGAUAGAAGGAGAAUGGAAUCGGGCUUCUCGCUGAUCAAAAUCGCCGGCGAAGACGACUCUCUGCGUCAAUCUACUCCCGCGCCCGACGCAGGGACCAACUUCUACUUCUCAUGCUCGCCUCUUCAGUGCCACGGAUCUGGCCGUGGCCGCAGUGCCGUACCUUUUCGCGCCUCACCGCUUGUGGGUUUGAAGGACAAUGUUGAUUCAGAGAAACCUACUUGCUCUUCCGUUGGUACUACUAACAAAGAGAACAUCACUGUGAACAAAUCAGAGGUGCCAAAACUGAGUGUGGACCCACAGAGAAUGAAGAGAACGAAAAAGGGUGGAGCAUACAAUUUGCGGAAAAGCUUAGCAUGGGACAGAGCUUUCUUCACUGAAGAAGGUGUUCUGGAUCCCCAAGAAUUAUCUAUGCUUAACGGAAAAUUUGGUAACUCUAAUGUGGAGGUGUUACCAACUUUACAUGAAGAAGGGGCAAUGUUGUCUCGUUACUCUGGUGGCAGCAGCAAUUCAUUAGAUUUGCAGGGUAUGCCAAAAGCGUGUUCACAUGAAAAACGUAACAGGAUUGGCUCUAAAACUAGUGGUUCCCCACGACCUGUGGCUUUUUCUUCAUAUCCUUUUAAUUGUAACUGUAUGUAAUUCAAUGUUUUCCCUCAUGGUAUAUGUGAGUUAGUUUCUUCUUUUUGUACU
Messenger RNA from Diospyros lotus (date-plum), 833 nucleotides. RefSeq lists its product as uncharacterized. The transcript is spliced from 4 exons. Lineage: Eukaryota; Viridiplantae; Streptophyta; Magnoliopsida; Ericales; Ebenaceae. Bases 159 to 782 code for a protein of 207 amino acids. Gene Ontology annotation, molecular function: microtubule binding. The record is from RefSeq and is a predicted model, not a curated record.